AGAGAUAUCUACGUCACAUGCGCACAAGCAAAUCGAAAAAACCGCGCGAAAUGUUUGUUGUAGAAGAUGAAGAAGUCGAUCAUGACCACCUGGAUUUUCGCUGUGUUACGAAAAUUGUUGGAGCGAUCCAUGCUGCUUUCGUUUAUUAGCUCUGGUUUGUAGCACUCAGCAGCUUACAGGAACGCAAGGCCUCUGAGUCGAAGUGCUAUUGGUAAGAGAUGGCAAUAGAGGCCAUCGGGCGGCUUGCUGAUCUGCACAUUGCUGACGACUUGGAAGGGAAACUGCGAUUGUUUGGACAGUAUGAUUCGGUUCACGACGAUUUGAAAACCAAAGGCCUAUCAGCUCUUUUCUGCGGAGGCUCGAGUCAGUCAGUGCAGCAGGAUGCUGCUGCGGUUGUAGAGGAUGUCGAGUCGGAUAUCGACUCGAUCUGUUCGGCAUGGAGGCAACAGGGUCAAUACGACCGGGCAAAUGAGCUUCAAGCACAAGUUUCUCUUUUCAAGAAGUUGUCAUCAGAAGGUGCAGUGGCUGAAGGGCCGGCCAUUCUUCGCUUCCUCUUGCAGCUGGGGCGGCCGGAUUUGCCUGCCGAUGUGCAGCGGGGUUGUGGUCUGGCGUUCGCGUACCAACGCCAGCGUCUUCAAACUCUAUUGCAGCUAUCCGAGUCCACACCGGUGUACCCAACUCACCGGCCGCUAGACUAUUCUGACACAUGUCUGGCCAGGACACACCAGCCGAUUGCGGACUAUGUGUAUCGGCCCCGUCCCUACAUGCAAUAUGACAGUGGUGUAUUCUCCUCGCUGCCAUCAUCCAGUAACGCAGAGCAUGAGCAGUGUGGUGAACUCUCCGUUCAAGGUCAACCUGUGGAAGACUGGUUGAAAAGUUGCUCGCGUCCUUACUGGAUGCAGCAAGUUCAGCAUCAGUCCGUCUACAGUGGCGAUGGAAGUUUGUUUGGAGCACUCACACAUGGUCAAGUUGCUAGGCUUGGCGACAAGCUAAGAAUCCCGCACUUGAAGGAUCCCACAGAUGGAGAGGAAGCAAGGAUGUCCGAUGUCUUCAGUUCUCUGCGCUCAAGCUCCUACGAUAGUUCGGCGACACUUGAUCGUCUCCAUCACGUGCUUGCUACUCAUCGUCAGCAGUCGGCUGUCGAUUCACGAAGCCAAUCCACCUUCGCACUAUCUCGUGUCUCGGAUGCGCAGGGUCAGUCUUAUUUGAGUGAGGCUGGGUCAGUUGCGAUGGAUGCCGUCCUGGAGGAAACGAUGCACCUUGGCUCGUCGACGCCUAUCGAGGUGACGAGUCAGUCGCAGAUCAUCCAUGACUGCUGCGUCGCCAUGCUUGGUGUUCCAUCACAGACAUUCUCCUGUGAUUCAGGUGAUCAUCUCAAGCUGGAACGCUGCCAUGUGGUCGGCUUCAGUGGUCUGGCUCUUGAGCGUGCACUUUCCUCAGUUGCAACGUGGGGCAAUGCUUACCGUCGCUUGCUGAGGCUAACCCGUACGGACGCUGGUAGCAUGUGCCGGCGUCUCGUCACCGGCCCGCGCUCCUACACGUUGGUACAGCGUGCGUUCUGCGAUGGCCUGCUGGACUAUCUGCAGUGCUAUCGUGCUGCGCUGCUCGAUCUGUGCACUGGAGAUAAGUCGGCUUCAAGGAACAUAUUGUCUUUACAUACGUCCAUCGCACCGCUUGGUCGCCAACUUCUGUUCAUUCUUGCAGUGUCCACAGCUGCUGCAGCCACUCCGUCUGAUGACCAUGAUGAUGUACUACUUCCUACGUGUGCCUUGCUUUCCUCUCUGUACAAGCAAGCGUCUGAACACCAGCAUUCACAGCACUACGCGGCCUUGCUUCAUCUCUUUGCCACUGCUUUACAACCUUACCUUCAGUUCUUGCACCGCUGGAUGGAGGACGGCAGGUGGGAUGACAUCUUCGGCGAGUUCUUCCUGCGUGUAGACGAACAGAGCCUGGCACUGCGAGAUGUGCGUUACUGGCAGCAUGGCUAUCGAGUGGCUCGUGGUGCUGGCCGCGGAGAGCCAAUAAUUCCACUCUUCCUGGCAUCGAUUGCAGAAAAGCUGAUCGGCUGCGGCAAGGCAGUGGAAUUGCUGCGGCAAUGUUCACCCAAUCACCCUCUCUUAGCCGCGGGACAAGCUCGAAUGGACCUGCGUCUUCGAUUCAGUAUAAACGGUCUCCACGAAUCCAUGCUGGCCUGCUCAGAUUUUGUUCAAGAGCGCGACAAUGCCCUUCACGCAUUGCAAAGACAGAGCGAGGAAAAGGAUGAGGAGCUGCGUCUUGGCAUCAUUCACGCUGCGGAGCAAAGCAAAAAGAGACAAGAAGCAGAGCAAGCGAAGAAGGAAGUGCAGCGCGGACUGGAACGAGAUGAGCAGCAGCGAACGCUUCAGGAGCUGAAAGACAACAUGGUUGCUGAACAGGAGCGCAAAGCAGCGGACGUGGCCAGAGAACGGAAAGAGGACGCCGAGUUGAUUCGAGGCAUGCUGGAGAAGGACGCUGAGCAAGAGAGGCUGGAGAAUGAAGCAAGAGCUGAACUCAUUGCACGCUAUGAGAAGUUAUCAGCGGAUGCCGAGCAGCGUAGAGUGCGAGCCGAAUGGCAGACAAAGAGAUUGGCGUUGCAUGAGGAACGAGUGAAGGCCAUAGCGGACAAUGCUGCUCGUGACGCUGCAGCCGAUUCUCAAACAGGUGCCGAGAGUGGACCACCUGCAGCUGCAAUGUCGAGCAAGGUCAACCCAUCUUCUCGCUCCGAUGAUGCAGGUUUACCAGCGCACUCCGAUGGCUCUUUGCCUGCCAUUGUCGAUACUCUGCCUGUGGUGGGAAGUGAUGUGUCAUUACCAUCUAUUGGCACUAGCCAAAGUUCACCGGGUAAUGUACCGGUAAACAGAUCAAGUGUGGAUGCUGCUGGCCAGACUGCAGCACACACAAUCUUGCAGAGCAGUGCCACCAGUGUGCAACCGGCCACCUCUCUACCGCCUGUGUCCGCUGCAUCACCUCGCAACCGGGGGCAAGGUGAUAGUGUGGACGGUGAUGCCGUCGACAGCGGCGGCGCAGAGGAGUUCACAUCCGACACAGUGGUGCUGGUACCUAGAAGCACGGUGACAUCGUUCUCAUCACGACCUCAUGCUCAUGAUGGUAAUAGUGGUGAUUCACAGGAUCCUACUUUGCACAAGGCAACGGCAACAGCAGCAGAAACAGCAACAACAACAGCAUUAGCAGCAGCAGCAACAGCGGCAUCAGUAACAGCAGCAACAGUACGAGCACCUAGUACUGACUCCAGCAGUAUCCAGCGCCCUACUGUCACGCACUCGCCCGGACCAGCAGUGACUCUGGCAGCAGCAGGAAAGGAAAUUUCUGGUAAGGAGUCGCCAGCCCUGAGCAUUGGCAGUGAUGACAAAGAAGGGAAUGGUGCUGUUGACGUCCUCACCCACACCGCUGUUGAUGCUUAUGAGCUAGAUGCUGAGCACACAGAGUGCGAUGGCCAGCGGCCUAAAGUUUCUGAGUCAGAGUCUGAACGGUGUAUUGAGACAUCUCGCAGAACUGCAGGCCUCCGCCCGCUCACCAUUGACUUCUCCGGACUCGACCAGCCGCCGGCGAUAGGGAAGAUGACAGAACGUCGUAAUCAUGAUGAUGACGAAGAUCGUUGUUUGGAUGCGAUUGAGACAUUUCCGCUUUCUGUCAUAAUCAGGCGAUGUCUCCUGGAUCCUCUGCUUGCUCAAUCACGCGCCGCUAACGACGCUCUUCUUCAUCAUUUCCUCGCCGACCUGGCCAUUGGCAAGCACUUUGCCGCACUACGCCGCUACCUGCUACUGGAGUGUGGAGAGUUUGGGCAGGCGCUUGGCGAGCGCCUCUUCAAUCAGUUGAGCUCUGGACAAUCAGUCCACACCAUACGGUCGCCUAUGGCGCUCUCCGACCUGCUGAGCCACGCACUCCGACAAGCGCAGCAGCAGGAUAGCCCGGACGCCAAGCGACUCAGCUUCUCCAUCCGACACACGUCGGGAACGUUCAGGCCUUCAUCUGUUGGUGCUUUCAACUUCUUGCGCAUCAACUACCAGAUUGACUGGCCGCUGAAUAUCGUGAUCACGGACGACAGCAUGUCCAAGUACAACAAGGUCUUCCUGUUUCUGCUCGAGAUGAAACGUGCUUCCUGGCUGUUGAAGGAUUGCCUGUUUUACCUCAAGAAUCGCGCCGAUCACGAUGGUGAACACAAUCGCUUUGUCUACCGAUCGCAACAGUUUCGCCAGGCCCAACUGUUCAGGCACGAGAUGCAGCAUUUCGUACAGUCGGUUGAAGGCUACCUAUCCGAUCAGGUGAUUCAAGUCAGCUGGAAAGAGUUUCAGGUGGACUUGGCCGAGGAGGCAUUUGACCUGGACAGGCUCAUCCAUUGCCACUCGGAGUACCUGAGAAAGCUGCUGUUCCGGUCGUUUCUGAGCCAAAAGGCCACAGCUGUGAUGAAGAUUGUGGCCGAGGUCCUGAGCACGGUGUUGCGCUUUCACACACAGCUUGUGACCGGUCGCUGGGAGUUCACCACCAGUGAUGAUGGCAGCACAACCUGGGCUACUCACUCUCACUUUGAUGCGGUGCGCGCCACCCACCAGUCGUUCAAGAAGUACUCCGGCUUUCUGUUCAACGUCGUGACCAAGAUGGUGGAGCGGAGCUAUCAGUCACACCUGGACGAGUUCCUGCUGUGCCUCAACUUCAACUCGUAUUACAAGCCGGUUUUGGGAACAUCUGCUCCUUCUAGUAUCACUGCGUCCGAUGCAGGCGGUGGCGGUGGCGGCGGCAGUGGUGCUAGUGAGUGAUGUUGGGGCAUGGCACCCAUAUCGGCCAAGUGCCCGUACACGCGUGAUGAUGUGCAUUGUGUUGACAGUGCUAUGCUUGUCGCAGCUGAUCAUCCGCUUCCUGGACGCUACUGAUCUCCCACAAGGACAACAGACAGCACUGCUCUCCACAUGUUUAAAAGGUAGUUUGGGAGUCGAGUCUCAUUCCUUAUUUAAAGGUCAUAGUGGGGCUGUUGCAGCCGCUGGGCAGAAUAUUUUCGGACUCCUAUCAACAAGGACACAUACUUUUUUUAGCAAGAAUUUAUCCCCACACUUCUCACUUUUGCCUUACACAUGCAUGUGACAUUGACUUGAAAACUGAUGAUGAAACAAUGAAACUCAUUUCACAGAACAAUAAGGACAUAAUAUUUUUUACUGCAUCGCAAUAAUUUUUUAACAUUGUGUGAAUUGAGUACACCGGCAAUUCUGACUGCAAAGACUACCAUCAUCCACUCUCUCUGUGUCUCUUUAUCCUCUCUCUCUCUCUCUCUCUCUCUCUCUCUCUCUCUCUCUCUCUCUCUCUCUCUCUCUCUCUCUCUCUCUCUCUCUCUCUCUCUCUCUCUCUCUCUCUCUCUCUCUCUCUCUCUCUCUCUCUUUACCGCCAUGUUGGCUUGCUGCUCUGUGUUUUAACUAAUGUGGGAUGUGGAAAUAUUAUUCUUUCCUUUAGUUGUGUGUGUGUGUGUGUGUGUUCUUCAUGCAAGUAGUGUUUGGAUUCUGCCCGGCUGCAGCCUCAGCACCUCAACUUGCCCUGCUUUUGCCACUUUUUCAUGAUAGAGAUUCUAUACUGUUUCGGUCAGUCUACGGUAUGAACAUGACAGUCAUUAUGAUCCUGAAUAGAA
Messenger RNA from Sycon ciliatum, 5650 nucleotides. RefSeq names its product gamma-tubulin complex component 6-like. Gene Ontology annotation, biological process: microtubule nucleation; mitotic cell cycle; spindle assembly. The transcript has 32 exons. Gene Ontology annotation, molecular function: microtubule minus-end binding; gamma-tubulin binding. Gene Ontology annotation, cellular component: equatorial microtubule organizing center; spindle pole; centrosome. The coding region runs from base 219 to 4793 and encodes 1524 amino acids. NCBI's taxonomy places the organism in Eukaryota, Metazoa, Porifera, Calcarea, Leucosolenida, Sycettidae. The record is from RefSeq and is a predicted model, not a curated record.